CAACUCUUCGGCCUGGACGAAACGCGGAAGCGGACGUCCCCGGAACAACACGGAGCUAAUAACAAAGCUUAGCCGCGGCCAGGAGCCUUCCGUGAACGAAACGACCCCAUUUCCCCGUCGAGUCUCCCCGCGGACCAGCCGACGCUGUCCGGUGACCGACUCGCCUCGACAGGUUGGCGGGCUGCCGCGGCCAUGUGGACCGGGCCGGUUGAAUUCGGAGGCUCUCCCUUCCUCCGGGCGGAUGAAGUCGCUGGGACUCGCUAGUUUCGCCUGAGCUCCUCUGCCUCGCGAGCCGGCUGCUGCCGUACUCCCCGCUCGGGAAUGACAAUGCACAAUACCGGAGCCUCCCACGAUCCCUCACAGGGCGCAGGGGAACGGGGGGAGCUGGUGCACACAUUGUCAAAAGAGACCCCCGGGUCUCCAGAUGCCUCUGAGUUGGGGAGCCCACGGUGCAUACCAAACUUUGACCUCCUCAACAUGGUCGUGUCCUAUAAGAGAAUGGCUCUGUUUCUAGAACCAGCUGCAGAUGCAGUGGAGCUGAGCCGCUUUCUGCUCGGAUGGAAGAUGCCCCUGUGCUCUCUGCUUGUGUGUAUAUUCCUUAAUGUUUUCUUCUGCACUGUUAAUGAAGUGGGUUGGUUCUCAGUUGGUGUGGUGGCGGUGUUGGCCCCGGCUGCCUUGGGUUACCGGCAGGACAGGUGUGGGGGCAGAGCGUCAGAAGCUGAGCUUCAGAGGAGCCGCUAUCACGCUGUGCAUCGCAGAGACCUGCAGACAGUUCAUCUCACCAAACAGGAGGCCAUGCUGGAAGUAAAAGACCUGUUGAAGCACCUAGAUGACAUGUUGGCCUCAGCCUGUCAGUCAGCAGAAGCUAUUCACAAGGUCCUGUACUGGGAUAAUCACACCAAGUCAUCAAGAUUCUAUGGAGGAAUGUUUAUAGUGGUGUGUCUGCUCUACAUUGCUCCUGUGGGCUGGGUGCUCGCUGGGCUCAACAGUGCCCUCUUCCUGUGGAACAGAGACUUCUGCAGAGUUUUGUUGGACAUUAGGAAUCUCUUCCAAGUGGGCCAGAACAAAGCCUCACAGGGGCGGUGUGAUGAACAGGAACAAGGCAACUUGCUGGACAGGACCCCGACACCAACCAGUCUGGAGGACCUGUCUCCUGGCAGUGUGGAGGAGGCUGAGGAAGCAGAGCCUGAUGAUGAGUUUAAGGAUGCCAUUGAGGAACAUUCGAUUUCUCUGCAGGAAACCCCUUUGGUCUUAGUGGAGGAUGACGAUGGGCCUCUCGGAGCGCCGGAGUACGACACCAUCUCAGAAAAUGGUCUCUUGAGCCGCAAUGAGCCAAUACGCAGCAAGGUGUCCAAACUGACAGAGAAACUGCGUAAACGCUACCCCACCACCAGCACAGGAAACUGUUCGAGCUGCAAUGCUGUUUUCUCAGUGCUGAAGAAAAGGAGGAACUGCAGUAACUGUGGCAACAGCUUCUGUUCUCGAUGCUGUUCUUUUAAGGUGCUGAGAGCUUGCAUGGGAGCAACAGCUCCAGAGGCCCAGAGAGAGACCGUGUUUGUUUGUGCUGCCUGUAAUACCUCUCUCAUCAAGCUACAGUGAGAUGAAAUGUUAGUUAUUGUCUCCCUGUGGCCAGUGGGAGGUCAUUCGCUGUUCGGCCCCCCCAAGCCCUUCACCAAGUUACUGAAGCCCUCUCACAUGCUUGGUUUAAUAUCUGUCAAGGAACCUCCACAGUUGAACUCCAAGUUCCCCCCACCACCACCAUACCUUUUCCAGUUGAAUCACUUUUUAACUUCUUAUGAUUAUGGGACUGCUUCUGUGAUAUGUAUGUUACAUGUUGUCCGUUUCAACUCUCAAUGAAGAACUGGACCUUAUGAAUCGAUGAGACUUUAAGCCGUAAAUUAUAUAUACAAAAAUCAAAGGACCUUGGUUUUCCCUUUGCUGGGCCGAGGGAAUGGCAAAGAAUGCGAGGUGGAGGCCAGCACUGGGCUGGUGGUGUAGGGUGAUGAUGGGACUUUUCCUGGAUGUCAGUGGUUUCGCUUUUAUGAGCUUUGCCUCGUCUCAAAGUUGAGUCCCCUUGAAUGUUGAUCUCUUCAGCCCAGUGUGGCGGUUCAACUGUACUAUCAUGCCGAGAUAACUCCUACAAAAAGACUAAGGCUGGCACCGGAUAGAUUUGGUGAUUAAUAUGAUGUUUUGAGCUGGGCAGUGUACAAAGCUGAAUUUUUGUGUUGUUUGGAUGAACAAAAUAAUGGAUGUAAAAGCAAAAGAAGCUCUGCAUUUGGCCUCGUUUGCUGCGCAGGCUGGUUAAGUAAACCUUUCCUCACAGUCUUGUUUGUUGUCCUCCAGUAAACUUUGACCUGUGGCUCCACGUGACUAUUUCUGAGAUUAUCCAACUUUUUGAGGCCAGUGAUUUUGGUUUACUUCAUGUUUUUACAAUGGCAUCUGCUCCCACUGCAACCUCCACCGCUCUGCACUGGGAUCAGAAGUAAACUCUGCUAAUGAAUCCCAUUACAUUUCUGAUAAAACCACUGGCGAAGGUGAACUGGAGGACUGUGAAUGAAGACGAGUUUGGUCGAUCCCCCCCCCCCCCCAAUGAUCAAACUGUUGCCUCAUUCUGUUUUUUUCCUGUGUUAACAUGUCGCAAUGGCUUUCUUUGAAGUGACAACCUAAAAGACUAUAUCCCUGCAGCCCAAGCUUCUCCUCUUAACUGGAUCAACGUCAACUUGAUUAGAUUCAUCUGAACAGACUGAGAAACCAACUGAAAAUGUCAUCAGAGCCUCACACUCUUGCCAGCGGGACCUUAAAAGAAUGAAUGUUGGGGCACUGUAGCCCAAAAGGUGGGUCUUUGGUGGCAAAGUUGUUUUAAUCAUGAUUCAGACACAGAUGAUUGUAAUGUUUGCUUUGUUUUUAUUGUAAUCAUAUAUAAAUUGUUACUGUAUAUUGUCCUCCUAUAUCUAAUAUAUUUAAUUUAAAACUCCAGAAACGGCAAGUUAUUAUUUGACCUAAUGAUCAAUUAUGUAUAUAUUGGCCCAUAUUUUAUUGUUGAAACAAGCAAUUAAUUAAAUAAACUGAGAUGAUUUGAUCAA
Messenger RNA from Scophthalmus maximus (turbot), 3083 nucleotides. RefSeq names its product zinc finger, FYVE domain containing 27 (gene zfyve27). Gene Ontology annotation, biological process: vesicle-mediated transport; neurotrophin TRK receptor signaling pathway; protein localization to plasma membrane. NCBI's taxonomy places the organism in Eukaryota, Metazoa, Chordata, Actinopteri, Pleuronectiformes, Scophthalmidae. The transcript is spliced from 14 exons. Gene Ontology annotation, cellular component: endoplasmic reticulum tubular network; growth cone membrane. The record is from RefSeq and is a predicted model, not a curated record. The coding region runs from base 322 to 1599 and encodes 425 amino acids. Gene Ontology annotation, molecular function: metal ion binding.